This is a messenger RNA of Cajanus cajan (pigeon pea), 1194 nucleotides long. RefSeq names its product polygalacturonase. The record is from RefSeq and is a predicted model, not a curated record. NCBI's taxonomy places the organism in Eukaryota, Viridiplantae, Streptophyta, Magnoliopsida, Fabales, Fabaceae. Gene Ontology annotation, molecular function: polygalacturonase activity. Gene Ontology annotation, biological process: carbohydrate metabolic process.
AUGGAUGCUCAACAAAGUAUCAACAUAUUAGCUUUGUUGUUAUUACUAGCUUCCAAUGUCAGAGCUCAAACCGGCCUUUUCGAUAUAAGAAAAUAUGGUGCAACACCUAAUGGAGAUAUAACUAAGGCUUUACAAAGUGCUUGGAAGGAUGCAUGUGCCUCAAUGACUCCAAGCAAAAUUUUGGUUCCUAGUGGUAAAUACAAGUUGAACCAAAUAGAUUUUAAUGGACCUUGCAUGGCUCCUAUUGAGAUUCGAGUUAAUGGGAUACUUAUAGCUCCAAAAAACCCAUUUCAUCUCAAUGGACAAGAUCAAUGGAUUAGAUUUGGAUAUAUUAAUUUCUUAACCUUAUCUGGUAAGGGAACUUUUCAUGGUCGAGGCAAAAUGGCUUGGGAACAAAAUAAUUGUGCAUCAAAUAUGAUGAAUUGCAGAAAGCUCGCUAUGAAUUUUGGCUUUGGUUUUGUUAAUAAUUCAGUGAUUCGGGACAUAACUUCCAAGGACAGCAAAUAUUUUCAUGUGAAUGUUUUUGGCUGCAAGAACAUUACAUUUACAAACUUUAAAAUUAGUGCACCUGCAUAUAGUCCUAAUACUGAUGGAAUUCACAUUGGGAGAUCAAUUCAAGUGAAGAUUACUAACUCAGAAAUUGGUACUGGGGAUGAUUGCGUAUCUCUGGGUGAUGGAAGCAAAGAAGUCACUAUCAUGAAUGUAACAUGUGGACCUGGACAUGGUAUUAGUGUUGGAAGCUUAGGAAAAUAUUCAAAUGAAGAGCCUGUAGAGGAUUUUGCUGUCAAGAAUUGCACACUGAAGAACACAAAUAAUGGUUUAAGGAUCAAGACUUGGCCUGGUACCCCAAUAACUUCUUUUGCGACUGAUUUGCAUUUUGAAGAUAUCACGAUGAUUAAUGUCACCAACCCUGUAAUUAUAGAUCAAGAGUAUUGUCCAUGGAAUCAAUGCUCAAAACAGAGUCCAUCAAAAAUAAAGAUAAGCAAAGUUUCCUUCAAAAACAUUAGAGGAACUUCUGCAACUCAAGAAGGAGUAGCUCUUAUUUGUAGUAGUGAUGUUCCAUGUGAGACUGUGGAACUUGGAGACAUAGAUCUAAGAUUUAAUGGAAUUACUGCAAUUGCAAAAUGUAAGAAUGUCAAACCCAUAAUGGGAAGAAAUGCACCAACUUGUACUACUUAGAUGGAUGUAUGCUAG